GUAUUCUAGUAGUUAUACUUUAAAGCUACAUCAUCGCCACCAGUCGUUCGAGCAUCUGUAGAUGCGUUAGGCACGAUAUAAUCAUCGAGCUCGUUCGCUGCUGCUGUGCUGAUCUUUGUUUCAACUCGAAUUUCUUAGUUCUUGGUCGAAAUUUCUUCCUCGUCCACACAUGUUCCUCGAACAUAAACGCUAACUUGCAGAUUUUCUGCACGCACGUACACAUACUCACACUUUACACCGGCUUUAUCUCGACGCUUCAACACCGAUGAUAUCUAGGAAGAAGAGGAGGAAGUAUCGCUAUAUAAUAAAACCGGGCUGGAGUUGCUUAAAACGUGUUGCAAGUAGCAAAGCUGCGCAGUCGCAUCUACUGGACUUUACUCGUGAUUUUACUUAACGUCUUUCAUCCGCCAACUGGGCCAGAAGCAUUUAAAGAAUCAUGUCAGCCAUAAUUCAACUGCUCCAGCCAUUGUUGCAAGACUAUGAGCAAGAUGACCACCUUGAACUAUUGAAAGCAGAGGAAAAGCUUGCCACAAAAUUAGGCGACAAUUUCUUGUCCGCUGUUUAUAGAAUAACUGUCAGUGGAAAACGAAAAAAUGGCUCGGAGUACCGAGGCUCUUUUAUACGCAAGAUACGGUUAAAUGAAAAUCAAUUGACGAAACAGAUGAGAGAUGACAAAAUGUUUGAAAACGAGGCAUACUUUUAUAAUAAUAUUUAUCCAAUAAAUGGGAGCUUUGCUCCAAAACCUGUCUUAGCAACUGUCGAUCAAAUCAUUUUGGAAGAUUUGGGCGAUAGAGAAUAUGUAGUUCUCAGUAGAAAAGAUCUUCUAGAUUUUAAACACACCGAUGAAGUCGUGAAAGCCAUGGCAUCCAUGCACGCUUUUUAUUUGAGCUACAAGCUCAAUCAUCCAGAAGAAUUUGCAAAGCUCAUCGCGCCAAUCAAAGAGAACGUUUUCCCGAUGGACGACAACAUAUCGCCUGGAAGGUUUUACGAACUAGGAUUUGAUACCGCCAAAAAAAGUCUUGAAACGAUAGCAGACAGUAGCCUGCAAGCUAGGAGGGGGUUGCGAUUUUUGAGAUUUUUCGAAAAAGACUUGUACAAUGCAUUGAGAAGUAUGAUAGAUCCCUCUAAAAACAACAGCAAAUACUGGACAUUGACCCACGGCGACUUAUGGAAUAAUAAUCUUAUGUUUUUACAAGAUAACCACGAGGAAAUUUUGCGCGUUAAAUUUCUCGAUUAUCAGGUGAUAAGGCACAUGUCGCCAGCGACUGACUUUGUCUACUUCGUUUAUUCGUCCUGCAAACCUGAAGUGCUAGAUCGCGUCAACGAACUUGUCGAAACGUAUGAGAAGUACUUCAGGCAUAGUCUCAGCUCACUCAAUGUAAGCGACGAACAUCUUCGAUUUUUUUCCAAGAAAGACUGGUUCCUAGAAGAAAUCGAGCAAGCGGGAUUGUUCGGUAUGGCGGGUGCUCUCCUGGUUAUGCACGCUUUAACGUUAGACGACGCAGAGAUCGAAGCACUGAAGAAUGAACAGGAUCGGAAAUUAGCUUCUCAAGACGUCAAUGAUAACGAACUUAUAACUUCAACUGUAAGUUUAAAUUCGCAAAGAACAGAAAGAAUCCUUCGAAACCUUACCAAUUACUUGCAUCACUUUGGAGGCCAAUUGAGUAAAUGUUUCGGUGAGUGGGAUCAGAGUGACGAAGAAGAAAAAGCUAAGUUUUAAUUAACUAGAUUUUAAAAAAGAAAAGUGAUAUUUUUAACCUUUGUGGUAAUAACACUUGUAUUGGACAUGUUUUACGUAUAAAGAUACGCACAAAGAGGACCAUUCAAAACUUUUAUGUAAUAGUUAUUGCAAAAUUAAUUUACGCUACGAUAUAUUGAUGCAACCGGCUGUGAUUUGAAAAAUAUAUAUUUUAUCAUUGACCAUUAAGUCAAGUUUUAUGAACAAAAUAAUGAAAGAAUAAUAGUACCUAGAUGUAUGAAUGUGCUGUUGUAAAUAUUAUAGAGCUUCGUGAAUUAAAGAAUCCUUUAGUAUUAAUUUCGUACGAUGUAACUUUUUUAACCAAAAAUAAUUCAAAGUAGUCAAAAGAAUAAAAUUAUUCCUUCAAUAAAAUAAUCAAAUUAUAUACGAUGCAUCUAACAUUAUUUAAUGCUCAAUAACAUAAAAAUAUAAUAAUCUCAUGUUUAAUGAUAAUUACGUUUUUGUAUAAUGGAAAGUAUAAUCCACUGCUUCAUGAACUUAAUAUUGCAGUCAACACACCAAUGUGAUGGUUUUUGACUAUAAAUAUAGCUACAGCAAACCUACGAAUCGCAAA
Trichogramma pretiosum is the source of this 2312-nucleotide messenger RNA. RefSeq lists its product as uncharacterized. Bases 437 to 1720 code for a protein of 427 amino acids. The record is from RefSeq and is a predicted model, not a curated record. The transcript is spliced from 6 exons. Lineage: Eukaryota; Metazoa; Arthropoda; Insecta; Hymenoptera; Trichogrammatidae.